CGCCAACCUCGGCGCAAAUUUCGUGACUUGUCUAUUGUCAUCGAGCACGGCGCGGCUGCACCCGACGUCCUCCAAGCCCAUCACUAGGACAAGAGUUGACUCGCGCGAAUGAGCCAUCUCUACAAGCAUCUCCGCAUCCACCAGGUUUUUGGGGCAAAUACGGAUGUGGGCAAGACCGUCCUAACGACAGCGCUCGCAAGAGUAUCUACUGUCAAAGGACAUAAAGUUUUCUAUCUCAAACCUGUCAGCACUGGGGCUCCUCAGGACGCGGAUGACGAACACAUCAAGCGUUUUGGGGGCCCAAGGCGAAGCGCCAUUGAGACCAAAAGUCUCUUUCGAUAUGACGAUCCCGUCAGCCCUCACCUCGCGGCAAAGAUGCCAUCUGCGGAGGGCAGAGUGGUACCAACAGACGAAACCUUUGUAAACUCCAUUGCUGACUACGUGAGGAGAUGCGCAAGCGAGCCAUCGUACGCUCAUAUGUAUGUGGAGACCGCAGGAGGAGUACAUAGUCCUACUCUUUCGGGUACGACCCAGACCGACGCAUACCGCCCUCUCUUCCUCCCUACUGUGCUGAUAGGCGACUCAAAGCUGGGCGGCAUCUCGUCGACCAUAUCUUCUUAUGAAUCCCUCCUCCUGCGAGGGUACAUCAUUGACGCUAUUCUGCUCUUCCGAGACGAGUACUAUCGCAACUAUGAAUACCUGGCUCCAUUCUUUGCUGAGAAGGGCGUUCAUGUGUCAUCCAUUAAUUCUCCACCUUCGCGGCACUCUGACCCAGAAGAAGAUCGAGCAGCGACAGAAAACUACUAUGCAAGUCUGGCGUCUCCUGAAUCUCAUGAUGGCGUUCUUGGUGUUCUGAGUCAUUUAGAUGAUUGUCACAAGCGCCGCAUCGAAGAAUUGGACUCCAUGCCUCGUCGAACUUUGGACAGUAUAUGGUGGCCAUUUGUUCAGCACGGGCUGGUGAAACAGGAAAAAGACGUCACAGUCAUCGACAGCGCUUGGUCGGACUUUUUCAGCAUUUAUGAUGCCGGAAAUCGUCAGACAGAAUCAUCCUCGUCUUCCCGUCUUCAGCCUCAACUCGAUGGCUCUGCGUCAUGGUGGACACAAGCCCUCGGGCAUGCCCACCCUUCGCUGACGCUUGCUGCAGCAGAGGCAGCGGGACGGUAUGGGCACGUCAUGUUCCCGCAGUCUUCUCAUCUUCCGGCGCUCAAGCUUGCCGAGAGACUCGUCAAAGAUGGACCAGGCAAGGGGUGGGCAUCCAGAGCUUUCUUCUCAGACAAUGGUUCCACCGGAAUGGAGGUCGCUCUGAAGAUGGCGUUGCGCGCCUUCUGUAUCAGCAAUGGCAUCGCCGCGGAGGACCGCACCCGGAGGAACCUAGGCAUUAUCGGUCUGAAAGGGAGUUAUCACGGAGACACCAUUGGUGCAAUGGAUGCGUGCGAGGGUGGCGUUUAUACUUGUGAAUGGCACGAAGAAAAGGGUUAUUGGUUCGAUUCUCCCACUAUUGGCGUUUGCGACGGGAAGGUCACUGUUCAAGUUCCUUCGCCCAUCUUAGAAACAGCCAAAGACCUCCCUGGCACAACUUUCGCUUCCCUGUCAGAGGCGUACGACGUGAAUUCUCGGCUCGAAAGCCCGUUGGCAGGCGUAUACCGUAGACAUAUCGUCUCGGCCUUGCAGAGACUAUCGGAAAUCGAAGACAUACGCCUUGCUGCUCUCGUGCUUGAACCUCUCGUAAUGGGUGCAGGAGGAAUGAUCUUCGUGGACCCUCUUUUCCAACGAGUUAUGGUCGAUGUAGUUCGUGACCCGCAGCUAACUGGAGGCAGUCAAGGUUCCUCGGCGCUCCCUGUCAUCUUUGAUGAGGUUUUCAUCGGUUUCUAUCGGUUAGGAUUCAACUCUGCUUGCCCAGUGCUGGGGGUGAACCCCGACAUCUCUGUUAAUGCCAAAAUUUUGACCGGAGGCCUCAUUCCCCUGGCUGUGACGCUUGCGACUGAAGACAUUUUUAACGCCUUCAAAAGCUCAACGAAGACGGAUGCACUCCUGCACGGCCAUAGUUACACAGCUCAUCCGAUGGGAUGCGCGGUCGCGAAUGCCACUCUGGAUAUGGUCAACAAGUUAGGGGAGAGUGACCUCUGGACCGAGGCCCGAGAGCAGUGGAGAGCCUUCCAAGGGGUGCCUAACGAAGCCCCGAAUCCACUGUGGAGUAUGUGGGAUCCUCACUUCUUGGAAUCAGUAUCCCGCCUGCCUUGCGUGCGGGAGGCUAUGGCCCUCGGCACGGUCCUUGCAUUCAAGCUGGAGGACAAUGACGCAGGUUACGCCUCCCACCUAGCUCAGAUUAAACUGCAAGCACUCAAGGAAAGCGUGCAGUCCUCGACGUUGUCUGCUGCCCCAGGGGGAGCGCCGUUCGGGAUCCACUAUAGGACGCUGGGCAACGUCGCCUAUUUCAUGACUAGCUUGAACACGGAGAGAAAGACAGUUGCUGCUGUGGAGGAUAGGAUUUGGUCUGCACUAAAUACGCAGUAGUUUAGCGUAACGUAAAGUUGCUCCGAAUCUUUCUUGUCCUGACCCAAUCCUGACCACAAGACCAAU
Messenger RNA from Coniophora puteana RWD-64-598 SS2, 2580 nucleotides. RefSeq names its product onanonoxo-7-onima-8-eninoihtemlysoneda. Gene Ontology annotation, cellular component: mitochondrion. NCBI's taxonomy places the organism in Eukaryota, Fungi, Basidiomycota, Agaricomycetes, Boletales, Coniophoraceae. Gene Ontology annotation, molecular function: magnesium ion binding; ATP binding; pyridoxal phosphate binding. The coding region runs from base 109 to 2514 and encodes 801 amino acids. Gene Ontology annotation, biological process: biotin biosynthetic process. The record is from RefSeq and is a predicted model, not a curated record. The transcript has 4 exons.